Molecule: messenger RNA, 2182 nt
Organism: Zea mays
Lineage: Eukaryota; Viridiplantae; Streptophyta; Magnoliopsida; Poales; Poaceae
Product: Pyruvate kinase
Exons: 10
Coding region: 353-1828 (491 amino acids)
Biological process (GO): glycolytic process
Molecular function (GO): potassium ion binding; magnesium ion binding; pyruvate kinase activity
Source: RefSeq, a predicted model, not a curated record
GGAUCCCGAGUCAAAAGCCACUGCGGAGACGGAGGGCACUGCUGCACUGCUGUUGCCUUGUUGCAUUGCAUGUGUGAGUGAGUGGAGACUGGAGACUGGAGAGUCACACUGGCCGCGCCUGCGCUCCGAGGCAGCGGAGCACGGACGAGAGACGCCGCCAGCUCAGCCGUUGAUUGAUGCCGCACGAGCCUCGCGACCUGCAUUCGAUACAAACAAGGCCGGCGCAUCGGCAUUCCUCCUUCCUUAAACCCACCCCGGCAUCGGGCACGCCGCACGCCACGCCUCACCGAGUCACCUUCCCAGCCAGCUACCCUUCCCCCUACCAAUUCCAAAUCUCUCACCCGGCUUGAGGAUGGCGGCGCAGGUGGUCGCAGCGGCGGGCACCCCGGUGGCCAGGCCGCUGGGCGGUGGAUCUGGGGCCGACGCGCUCCGGCCCGCGGCGAGGAUGCCAAGGGAGAGAAGGACCGGUGCUGUGGCCGCGAGAGGACGCCGCGAGUCUCAGGUGGUAUCCGUCAUAAGCCGCGCCCCACGCCCCGAUGCCGGGGUGCUGCCGGUGUCGCCCGACGACGACGCGGCCGUAAAGGAAGAAGCAAACUUCCAGCACCUUAAGGCUAUCCAGCAACUUGCAACUGCAGCAAAUGGCGUGUGGUCUAAACCAAAUGUAAGGCGCAAGACAAAGAUUGUGUGUACAAUCGGUCCUUCAACCAACACAAGGGACAUGAUAUGGAAACUCGCUGAGACUGGCAUGAAUGUGGCUCGGCUUAAUAUGUCACAUGGAGACCAUGCAUCACACCAGAAAGUUAUUGAUCUGGUAAAGGAGUACAAUGCAUCACAUGCUGACAAUGUGAUUGCUAUCAUGCUUGACACAAAGGGACCAGAAGUUCGAAGUGGAGAUUUGCCUCAACCGAUAUUUCUGGAAAGCGGACAAGAAUUUACUUUUACAAUCAAAAGGGGAGUUGGGACUGAUACGUGUGUUAGCGUUAACUAUGACGACUUUGUUAAUGAUGUUGAAGUGGGCGACAUGCUCCUUGUAGAUGGAGGAAUGAUGUCAUUCUUGGUCAAAUCAAAAACUGAAGAUUCUGUGAAAUGUGAAGUUAUUGACGGUGGUGAAUUGAAAUCUAGGCGCCAUCUGAAUGUUCGUGGAAAGAGUGCAACCUUGCCAUCAAUAACUGACAAGGACUGGGACGACAUUAAGUUUGGUGUGGAUAAUCAAGUUGAUUACUAUGCUGUUUCCUUUGUGAAAGAUGCUCAAGUUGUCCACGAACUCAAGGAUUAUCUAAAAAGUUGCAAUGCUGACAUACAUGUUAUCGUAAAAAUAGAAAGUGCAGACUCCAUCCCCAACUUACAUUCAAUCAUCACAGCAUCUGAUGGGGCUAUGGUUGCCAGGGGUGACCUUGGAGCCGAGCUGCCCAUUGAGGAGGUGCCGCUGUUGCAGGAAGAAAUUAUUAGAAUGUGCAGGAGCAUGGGGAAGGCUGUUAUUGUUGCUACAAAUAUGCUCGAAAGUAUGAUUGUUCAUCCAACUCCAACCCGAGCAGAAGUUUCAGACAUUGCUAUAGCUGUCCGAGAGGGUGCUGAUGCAGUUAUGCUUUCAGGAGAAACUGCACAUGGGAAGGAGAGGGUUAGGCAACGAUUGGCUUUGUACCAAGGUGUAUGUCCGGUUCAAAUGGAAUUUUCUGAUGAUGCUGAGAAGACAUUUGGCAAUGCUUUGUCUUAUUUGCUGAAACAUGGUAUGGUUAAGGACGGUGAGGAGGUUGCGCUCGUUCAAAGUGGUAAACAUCCCAUCUGGAGAUCACAAUCAACACACAACAUUCAGGUGAGGAAGAUCUGAUGCGGAACGCACAUAGUAUUCUGAUUGUUGGAGGACAUCGUUUCUUCUAGCAAACCGCAAGGUCUUGUUACAAUGAUACCACACUGGUAGUAAGUACUGGUAUUGGUGAGAUAGUUGGUGCUGAGCUAGUGUUGUGAUUCUUUUUCUUACUUGUGCACUAGUGCUGUUUUCCUUCCGUGUAAAAAGGCCAAUCCAAUUGCCGCUUGGUUUUAGCUGUAGCUUUGGGAACUGUAGGCUUGUUGUAAUACAGUUCGUUCUGUCAAUGUUAAGGACUUUUGCCUCGAGAGCUAGGCAUAACUCGAAGCUCACCAAACAGCAAUCUACCUGCAAAUUGCAACGCAUUUUGCGUCUUUA